Molecule: messenger RNA, 2044 nt
Organism: Paramecium sonneborni
Lineage: Eukaryota; Ciliophora; Oligohymenophorea; Peniculida; Parameciidae
Source: the annotation of a GenBank genome assembly
AUGAUUGUUUUUAAUAUUUAUAAAAAGUUAAUUGAAAAUAAAAAAGUAAGAUCAAAGAAAUAAGAGUAAGAUUACAAUAAAGACGAAAUUAAAAGGUUUUUAAUGGAAUAAUUAAGUAAUGGGAUUAUAAUAAAUAUACUUAUUGAGUAUUUAUUUAGAGAAUAAAUAAUUGAUAAAAUUAAUAUUUAUGCAUUUAAGAUCUUCAUCUUUGUGUUCAGCACCAUAGAUCGAAAUACUCCAAUCAGAACGUACAUUACUGACAACACCUGUGACUUAACGUGCAUUAUUUAAGACAUUUACAGAAAUGGCUAAAGCGUACGAUAAAAAAGUAGGUUUAGAAAGGCAUUUUCAAAUUCAAUAUAGAGAAUUCCAUCACCUCGAGCUAGAUUAAUGUUGUAGUUAACUCAUAAUAAAGUACAACGUGAAUAAAUAAUAUCAUAAUUAACAGAGAGACAUUAAGAAGUUAUUGGUAAUGCAUUGAUAAAUGGAAAUUAAAAAAAACAAAAAAUUCGAAUAGUUUAAAAAUUAAAAAGGAGAGAUCAUUCACCAAAGAAAGUAGUAAACUUGAAAGAAGGAGCAAAAAGUAAAUAAAAAUAAUGAAAUAGUUUAUUAAAUGCCUAAUUUUGAAUUACCAACUUUUGAGGAUGAAAUUGAUCACCCACCAUAAUUAGCAUUUUAUAUUGAAAUUUAAGAGUUUUAUAGAAAUGUAAAGAGUUUUCGACCAUCAUUUACAGAAAGUGGAACAAUGACAUUUUUUGGAGAAUCUUUAUAUUUAUAUGGAGGGAUAGCAGGUGAUGGAAUAAGAGAUGAAAUGUUAAGAUUUGAUUUAAGUAAAUAAAUAAAAUAAUUAGGAUAUUAGGAAUGGCACACUGUUGAAACUUAAGGUGAGAAGCCUAAGAAUGGUAGAGCUGCUCAUACAAUUAUUUCAUUAAGAAAUCAUUUCAUAUUAUUUGGUGGAGCUUGCAAAUUUAAUAUAAAAUUAAAGAUAAGAGAAUGUUUUAAUACUGUUUAUGAUUAUAAUGUUACUACUAGAUUUUGGGAGAAGAUAAAUACAUAAGGAGAUUAUAUAGAACCUAGAAGACAUCAUAAGGCAUGUAUAUAUGGAUGGAAAUGGAUGCUUAUUUAUGGAGGAAUCAACAGUAAUGAAUAGGUCUUAUCCGAUACAGCUUUAUAUAAUAUUGAAAAAAUGAUAUGGAAAUUAUGGGACGUUAAAUCUACACCUAUUUGUUGUCAUUCUAUUAUUAAUAUAUCACAAUCUACUAAAUUCAAUGAUACUACAACUGAUUUAAUACCAGUAGAAAUCAUUUAUUCUUUUGGAGGAAAAGAUUAAAAAGGAGAUUCUACUAAUACUAUUAAGAAACUUAUAUUUUAUCCUAAUACAACUACUCCCAUUGCUUGGGAAACUAUUCAAGUAGGAGGAAAGCCUCCUCUUCCUUCUCAUAAUCAUACUAUGGAGUAUAUUAAAAAGUUGUAAGGAAUUGUCAUUUUGGGAGGAUAAAGGGAUGAAUUAAUUAAUGGUUCUUUAGAAUCUAAUAAUUGUUAUGUUUUCUAUCCACAUCUCAAUAUAUGGUAAGAAGUUUAAAUGGAAGGUAAUAAUCUUCCAAGAUGUGCUCACACUUCUGUAUUAUUAAAUUCAAAAAUUGCAGUUUUUGGUGGUAUUGGUAAUGGGAGGUACUUAGAACCAUUAAUAAAUUAUAUAGAAACUGAAUAGACUAUAGUUCAAUCGAAAAUUACAAAAGAAUAAUUUAAUAAAAGAUAAACUUAGUAUUUAUUGUUUAAAUAAAAAUCAACUUUAGAUAAAAUUGAAUCUUUGAAUUUGAAUUUCACUCCUAAAUAAAUUCCUACAUUUCAAUAUGAUGGCUAUAAAGGUUUAGGAUUUAAAAUACAAACAAAAAAACUCUAAAGUUCUUCAUCUAAAUCAAUUUUAUCCUAAAAAAAGCAAGUUAAAAUCAGAUAUGAUAUUUUAAUUGCUUUUGUGAAAAAAGUAAUUGCAGAAAAUUUAGAGGAAUUGAAUAAUUUAGGUAAGUUUGUGAAAAAAUAUUGA